CACAGAAAGUGGAAGAGACUGAGUAGUGCAAUGGACACAGACCCCACGACACACAGCCCAUAGGAUUCUGUGAAGUUCAUCUGCCUGAGAACACUCAUCUCAGAAGGAGGAAGGACAGGAGAGGCCAGGUGCCUUACAGGAGCUGAAGGUCUUCUCCUCAGAGAAAGGCCAGUACAAUGAGAAGAGAUAUGGAGGUGUCCUCUGAACUUUUCAGCAAUGGGUGUACCUCCUGGCAGAGGGUUCUGCUCACAGCCUCCCUCUUAACCUGCUGGCUCCUGCCCACCACUGCCAGAGUCACCAUUGAAUCCUUACCACCCCAAGUGUUUGAAGGAGAAAAUGUUCUUCUACGUGUUACCAAUAUGCCAGAGAAUCUUCUAGUGUUUGGCUGGUACAGAGGAAUGACAAAUUUGAGGCAAGCAAUUGCACAGCAUUGGCUGUACUACUAUAGUGUAAUGGCGAAGGGGCUGAAUCACAGCGGCAGAGAGAAAUUAUACAUCAACGGGACCCUGUGGAUCCAAAAUGUCACACAGGAGGACACAGGAUAUUACACUUUUCAAACCAUAAGUAAACGAGGAGAAAUAGUAUCAAAUACAUCCUUGUACUUGCACGUGUACUCCUCUCUUUUCAUCUGUGUGCGUCCUACUACCCUUGUAUUUCCCACUAUUGAAUUAGUGCCGGCCAGCGUUGCUGCAGGGGGAAGCAUUCUUCUCCUUGUUCACAAUAUUCCAAAGUAUCUUCAAUCGCUUUUCUGGUACAAAGGGUUGAUUGUAUUUAACAAAGUUGAGAUUGCUCGAUACAGAACAGCCAAGAAUUCAGGGGAACCUGGUCCUGCCCACAGCGGUAGAGAGACAGUGUAUAGCAAUGGAUCCCUGCUGCUCCAGAAUGUCACCUGGAAAGACACAGGAUUCUAUACCCUACGAACUCUGACUCGAUAUCAGAAAAUGGAAUUCGCACACAUUUACCUUCAGGUGGACACCUCCCGUUCCUUGUGCUGUGACACUCUCGACUCUGCCCAACUCAGCAUUGAUCCAGUGCCACGGCACGCUGCUGAGGGAGGAAGUGUUCUUCUCCAGGUCCAUAAUCUGCCAGAAGAUGUGCAAACCUUUUCCUGGUACAAAGGUGUGCUUAACACUCAGGACUUUAAAAUUGCAGAAUAUAGCAUACUGACAAAGUCCAUCAUCAGUGGCCGUGCACACAGCAGAAGAGAGACAGGAUACACCAAUGGAUCCCUGCUGCUCCAGGAUGUCACUGAGAAAGACUCUGGCUUGUACACACUAGUAACAAUAGACAGCAAUGUGAGAGUUGUAAGAGCACACGUCCAAGUCAACGUCCACAAGCUUGUGACACAGCCUGCCAUGAGAGUCACUGACAGCACAGUUAGAGUACAGAGCUCAGUUGUCUUCACUUGCUUCUCAGACAACACUGGUGUCUCCAUCCGUUGGCUCUUCAACAAUCAGAAUCUGCAGCUCACAGAGAGGAUGACACUCUCCCCAUCAAAGUGCCAACUCAGGAUACAUACUGUGAGGAAGGAAGAUGCUGGAGAGUAUCAAUGUGAGGCCUUCAACCCAGUCAGCUCAAAGACUAGUCUCCCAGUCAGCCUGACUGUGAUGAAUGAGUGACCCCUCCUCUAAUGCUAUAGGAGGGUAGGG
Mus caroli (Ryukyu mouse) is the source of this 1649-nucleotide messenger RNA. RefSeq names its product pregnancy-specific glycoprotein 22-like. Gene Ontology annotation, biological process: signal transduction; regulation of immune system process. Gene Ontology annotation, molecular function: protein tyrosine kinase binding. Lineage: Eukaryota; Metazoa; Chordata; Mammalia; Rodentia; Muridae. The record is from RefSeq and is a predicted model, not a curated record. Gene Ontology annotation, cellular component: cell surface; plasma membrane.